AUGUCUGAGGGACAUGUCUAUGUGAAUGUUGUCAUGACUCAUGAGGUUUGCACUGAUGUUACAGGACUUUUUAAGACAUACCCAAAGCACCCAAAUCUACGAUACUAUGAAGUUAUUGACUCAUCAGCUUUCAACCACCACAUCGUUAAGAGAGGGAUUAAAGAGAGUAAUCAUCGAUUCAAUAAAAUCAAGGAAGUUCAGUUCAGUGCAUUAGGAAGGGAUUUCCGUUUGAUUCUCAACCCAAGGAAAGGACUCCUUCAUUCACAAUUCAAAGCUUAUGCUAUAGAUGGGAAGGGCAAUGAAAAGAUCAUUCAUGUGGACCAUGAAAAUUUUUAUGAAGGUCGUGUGUUUGGGGAGAAGACAUCAGACGUGUCAGCCCAUUUGGAAGAUGGGGUUAUGACAGCAACCAUAAACACUCCUGAUGACACAUAUCAUAUAGAGCCAUCAUGGAGACACUUACCAGAUUCCAGAGAAGACUCAAUGAUUGUGUACAGGGGAUCGGAUGUGAAGUACAGCUGGGAAGACAACCAUCCAAGCCUCAAAGGACACAAACUGUGUGAUUAUGUUAAAGAAGGAAAUGAAACAGAAACAGAUGAUGAAGGUGAAGAAUGGAUAGAAGGUUACGAGCCUCCAGACGGAAUCAUCCCAGAGAAUUUGCCUGAAGACCAUGGCCCUAAAAGAAGAGUCAAGAGACAGCAGGCAGAACCAUACAAUUUCAAUGGGGACAAGACACGUUGUCCGCUGUUACUAGUGGCUGAUUACCGCUUCUUCAGGGAAAUGGGUGGCUCAAACUACAAGACCACAGUAAACUAUCUGAUUAACCUUAUUGAUCGUGUGGACAAGAUUUAUGAAAACACAGUGUGGCGAGAUGGUGUGGACACAGCUGAUUUCUCUGGCAUGGGUUUCGUCAUCAAGAAAAUUUUAGUGCACCAGGAAUGGUCUCCUGUUGGUUCCAACCAAGUACACUACAACAUGGAACGCAGCUCCUGGGAUGUGCGUAACCUCUUAGAGGUGUUUAGCCGAGAAUACUCUCAUAAGGAUUACUGCUUGGCACAUCUCUUCACCGACAUUAAGUUUGAAGGGGGAAUCUUGGGCCUUGCUUAUGUAGGAUCUCCUCGCAGGAACUCAGUUGGUGGAAUCUGCACUCCAGAGUACUUUAAGAACGGACACACUCUCUACCUAAACUCCGGCCUGAGUUCAUCCAGGAAUCACUAUGGGCAGAGGGUGAUCACCCGUGAGGCAGAUCUUGUCACAGCACACGAGUUUGGACACAACUGGGGCUCAGAGCACGACCCAGACCGACCAGAGUGCAGCCCCAGUGCCAGUCAAGGAGGAUCAUAUCUCAUGUACACAUAUUCUGUGUCUGGCUAUGACAUCAACAACAAGAGGUUCUCUCCAUGCAGUCUCAGAGCAAUUCGUGCUGUCCUAGUUGCCAAGUCUUCUCGCUGCUUCACUGAGCCUGAGGAGAGUUACUGUGGCAACCAGCGUGUAGAAGGCCAGGAAGAAUGUGAUGCAGGGCUGGUAGGCCAGGAUGACUUGGAUGCUUGCUGUGACAAGCAUUGCAAAUUGCGAGAGAGAAAAACUUGCAGUGACCGGAACUCCCCUAUUGGCAGCUCCUGCAUUGAGAAGGGCCAAUGCCACCAGGGGUCCUGUCUUCCCUACUGUGAGACACAGGAAAUGCAGAGCUGCAUGUGUGAUACCAUUGAUGACGCAUGUAAGAGGUGUUGUCGCAAGACGCUGAACGACACCUGCUUCCCCGUCACACCCUUGGACAUCCUUCCUGAUGGCACUCCCUGUAUUCAUGGAUUCUGCAAUAAGGGAAAAUGUGAAAAGACAGUGCAAGAUGUUGUAGAACGUUUCUGGGACAUCAUAGAAGAUAUUAACAUUAACACUGUACUGAUGUUCUUGCGGGACAACAUUGUAGGGACAGUCAUCAUCAUCUCUGUCAUCAUCUGGGUCCCGGCAUCAUGCAUUUUCAGUUACGUUGACCGCCGUCGACAAGAAGAUUACCGCAAGCAAUGUGAAGAAUACAGAGCUUUUGUUGAGCGCUGGAAGAGAAGGACUGCUGCUCAUGGUUUCCCUAAACCUAAAGUAGCCACCACCUCCUUUAUGGAUGUAGUUGAUGAUGCAACCAAAAGUCUUCUUACUAGACCUACUGAGUAGCUGUAGCUCCACACCUCAUUAUCAGAGCACCUGUAUUUGCCUUUGAUGCUGUGAUUUGUUUUUUUUUACAAUUCUUGCAUGAAUGAUUGUAUAUUUAUAAUUUAUGGACUUUGUUUCUAUGUUAUUUCCAAAAUGCAUGUCUCACAAAGGGGUAAAGAGUAUGCACAUGUUUGCUCAUGUAGUUCCACACGAAGUCUUGAUGUGCAAACACAUUUAAUGCAUAAUACUCCCCAGCUCCAGCCUUUGCCCUUUCCAUGUUUAAUGAGUUUCUAUUCCAUAUAUUCUCUUUUGAACAGCAGAGCUUGUAACAUAUCUGAGAAGGUUUGUUUCUAUAACUAUAGUCUGUUCCAUUACCUCUGGCUGG
Penaeus vannamei (Pacific white shrimp) is the source of this 2527-nucleotide messenger RNA. The record is from RefSeq and is a predicted model, not a curated record. Lineage: Eukaryota; Metazoa; Arthropoda; Malacostraca; Decapoda; Penaeidae.